UUGAAUUUGUUCGUCUUUAAUCAUGUACUGUCCUGCAAAAGCAGCGGCAAGGAAAUUUCAUAUCAUAGCCGGGCGUUGAUGGAGUUGUGGAUUUGAGCUCCCAUGCUUGGAGUGUAAACAUGGUAGAUAUGAACGCAGGAGAGGCAAACUGGAUGGAAUUACGCCUCUUGUACGAGCUCCAGCCUCGAAUACGGGUUUUGUUUGUCAGUUUACCUAGAUCAAGGGAUACAUUAAGCGCAGAAGCCGACGGCAAUAAGCCGGCCACUCUGUGGUUCCAAUACUAUCAAAUACGAGCAAAUGCGAGACGAUGCUGCCUACGAAACACAUACACAUGACUUUUUGCUUUCUUUGUUGCGUAUUUGUGACCGUGGCUUGUGCUCUCAUCAUUUUGCGACUGGCCGUUUCCCGGCUGCGUUGGUGCUGGAAAAUGAGGUUACAUUGCGCACUGACCCCAGUAAGGGGCUUGCUUGCGUCUGGCUGUAUUACGACGCUCCGAUACGACGAUUUGACGAUUUUUUCAUCCAGGCUCGGCAACUGCUGCCGCUGAGCUGGGCGAUGCAAUUUGACGGGACAAUGAGACCGAAAAGCAGGCGCCAAUUGACGCAGCGGAGGUGCAGAGCGCAGAGCCUGCCUGUGGUGUUUUUACAUGUGACAAUAAUGUAUGGCCGCAUGCAGCCACAAGAGACACAGCCAAAGUGUUGGUACUUGGUACUUUGCACCUUGGUUUGCACCCCAAAAUUUCCAUUGUACAUAGACACAUACUAUUAGGUACUAUACUAGCCCCGUGGCUGGAAAUUCGUUUAGGCAAAGUUUGCAGAGUCUGCAAGUCUAGGCAUAUGCAUGGAAUGUCA
Molecule: messenger RNA, 851 nt
Organism: Trichoderma asperellum CBS 433.97
Lineage: Eukaryota; Fungi; Ascomycota; Sordariomycetes; Hypocreales; Hypocreaceae
Source: RefSeq, a predicted model, not a curated record